Messenger RNA from Python bivittatus (Burmese python), 1558 nucleotides. RefSeq names its product vesicle trafficking 1 (gene VTA1). Gene Ontology annotation, cellular component: multivesicular body. The record is from RefSeq and is a predicted model, not a curated record. Gene Ontology annotation, biological process: late endosome to vacuole transport via multivesicular body sorting pathway. Lineage: Eukaryota; Metazoa; Chordata; Lepidosauria; Squamata; Pythonidae.
UUGAGUAGUAGUCAAUAGGAGGAGUGGUAGUAGUGGCGGCGGCGGCGGCGGCUGCUUCACUUACUGAGCUGGCUGCCUUGAAGUGAAUCUAUAGUGCCAUGGCUGCCUUGGGCCUUCCACCGCUGCCCCCACAGUUCAAACCCAUUCAGCACUUCUUGAGAACCGCGCAGGAGCUCGACAAGCGUGAACCUGUGGUAGCUUAUUAUUGUCGUUUGUAUGCUAUGCAGACAGGUAUGAAGAUUGAUAGUAAAAACCCAGAAUGUCGUAAAUUCUUAUGCAAGCUCAUGGAUCAGCUUGAAGCUAUGAAGAAACAGUUUGGCGAUAAUGAAGCAAUUACUCAGGAAAUAGUUGGCUGUGCCCAUGUGGAGAAUUAUGCAUUGAAAAUGUUUCUUUAUGCAGAUAAUGAAGAUCGAGCUGGACAGUUUCACAAAAAUAUGAUUAAAUCUUUUUAUACUGCAAGUCUUCUAAUAGAUGUCCUGACGGUAUUUGGAGAACUGACAGAUGAGAAUGUUCAGCACAGAAAAUAUGCCCGGUGGAAGGCAACAUAUAUUCAUAACUGUCUAAAAAAUGGAGAGACUCCACAAUCUGGACCUGUUGGAAUGGAAGAAGAAUGUGAUGAUGAAAAUGAACAAACCAGUUCUCCAUCACUACCCAACCAAGAAUCACAGCCAUCAUCUACAUUUCAACCAAGUAAUAUUCCCACAAGCAAUUACAGUGGUAUACAAAUCCCACCAGGUGCUCAUGCUCCAGCUAACACUCCUGCAGAGGUGCCUCAUAGCACAGGAGUAACAAGUAAUACAAUUCAACCCACACCUCAGAAUGUUCCCUUAGUUGAUCCUUCACUUUAUAAUGCCCAACCUGCAGGGGAAGUUCGUUUGACUCCCGAAGACUUUGCCAGGGCCCAGAAAUAUUGCAAAUAUGCUGGCAGCGCUUUGCAGUAUGAAGAUGUGAGCACUGCUGUGCAGAAUCUACAGAAAGCCCUCAAGUUACUGACAACAGGCAGAGAAUGAUGCCUUUGUCUGCUGGCUUCAUCACUUGUACCUAAAAAAACUUAACAAGCGGUUACUCUUAACUCUUGUCAGGAAAAUGCAUUUGCACAAAAGCUUUUGAUUUCUGUGAUAAGAAUACAACCUCUCUAUCUGUCUAAUUGUUUCCGUAGUUUUGACAGAGGAAUAAGAACUAUCUGGGGACAGAGGUUUGCAUUCAGUACACCAGAACUAUAGAAUGCCCCCAUGGUUGUGCUGUCCUUCUUAUGAAAUGGGGUAGGGAGAGGAGGGAAAUGCUUUCUGAGGAAAUACGUGUUUAGAAUUUGUUACAAAUAUAAGAUAAGAUUGUUUGAAAUGCAACAUGCUUCUCAUUGAAAGGUCCAGAUAAUUUUGGGGGAGGGACACUAUAUAGUAAAACUGAUACAGCAAAUGAGGCAGAGAGGAUUCUGCUAGGAACUUUCAAAUCAAGUUAGAAAGUUAGUUAGCUUUAAUGAUAAAGUGGCAGGAGAGCCACUUUAAUGGUUCCUGAUUCCAGUACUCAUUAAAGCAAUGUAACUUGUGUAUUUUUUUUU